AGAAUACUGACAAUUAAUAUAAGUGGGGAUUUUAAUGACACAGAAGAUGCUAAGACUUUAAUACAGUAAGCAUCUGUUUCAAGCAUUUGCAAAAAUUAUAUAUAUAUUUUUUUUAACCUGAGGCCUACAUUUAAGUACACAGAGAUAGAUAGGACACUCAAAGAUACAGCAUUUGUGACUUCUUUAUCCUGCUGACAUUGUUGGUCAAAGUUUAAGUGAACCCACCUGACACAAACUGGUGUAACCCAAAACCACACCAACACUUUGGAGAGGUAGAAUUUGGCAACGAGAGGAAUUUCAAGUUCAUUGGGUGCAGACUGGAAAUGUUUUCAGCGUUUAUUGAUGCUGACUGCCAACAGAGAAAUAUUAGUACAUGACACUUGAUAGAUACAGUUUGGAGGACAACAUAUUUUUGCUCAGUGGGAAGGAUCUACUAGAGAUUACAGUUUUAUAUAAUUUUUUUUCUAGGCAAAGAAAAGUGGAGAAGAGUUUAUUAUUUUAUCAUAACUAUCCAAGUGAGAAAAGAGGAUUUCAGAGUCAAACUUUGUGAGUAAUUUUCUUUUUCAGUCAGCUAGAGGACAUUUUCUAGUUUUUUUUUCUCCAUGAAUGUGGUACAUUAAUUGCUUUCAAUAUUUACAUAUUUCAUCGAAAAACAAAUUGCUAAAGGAUAUGACUCCUACUAUCUCUGCCACACAACUACAGCAAUGAAGUCAAACAUGACAUUAACUGAGACAAAAAUGGAUUUAUACAAUAUACGGAGGAGUUACACUACACUAGAUCAGCCUACGGGAUCUGGCUUCUCGGCUCAAGCUCAGGUUUCCCGUCCCCUCACCAGAGGGAGCCAUCGUCACCAUGAUCACUAUAGCAACAAUCACCAUGGAAAUGGUCACCAGAGACAGGUAGACAACCAGACGGCCCAUCUGACGGAGAGUCUGAUGAUCCGUCCACUCACAGUGUCCAAUAUGAGUGUGGACCAACUCCCGUCCAGGACUUCCCACUCAGCUGGUCUUGCAGUGGAGCGUUCGCAAACGAACAUGUACAUACCUGGCAAGGGCCGUCCAGAGAGACAACCAGAAAAGAUGGCUGUGAUGCCCAACAGGGAGGAGGCACCGGUUUCCAAGGCAACGGUGCCUAAGAAAGGAUUGAUAAAGCUCACAGCACUCCAGUUUGAGCAAGACGAUCCCAACUACUUUGACAGAAGUAAAGAACAAAGAGAAAAGAAUAAAUGGAAAACCAAGCCAUUGCCAAUGAACCACAAGAAACUAAUAGACAAGCAGAGAAAAUUGGGAACCGGCGGCCAUGACAGGUGGCAAUCUGCCGAACCUGCUGACACCUGGGCCGAUCUUGUUCCAGAAGAAUAUACUGUUGGUGACUUGCAGAAGAAGAUAUUACAGUUUGCUGACUUUGCUGGUGCUGAUCGCAAUCCUUAUCUCCGCUUAAAUGCCCGCCAGCCAGCUAAUCAACAGCAGGGACCACACAUUGUACCCCAGGGUGCACCAGCCAUGAGCUAUGACAUGGAUGUGGAGUCUGUGACAUCAGAAGUAACCAUGGCAACCACAGACAUGGCAGCUAUUCCAAGUAAAAAAGUCGCAGUGGUUCCUCGAAAUGUGCUUCCCACUCUCCCGCCCUCAGAGAAAAGGCGCAAACCAGACUCUCGUUAUCCUGCUUUGCGGUCUUGAUGGCGGGAAAAUGAAAAACCUGCGAUAUAUUUCAUCACAUAAUCAAAUAAUUUAUACAUGAAAUACAGUAUUUAUUGGGGGAAUUACUGCAUAAUUAUUUGACAGAAUCAAAAAUGUGAGAGAUGCUUCAGUGUCUUAUAAAAUGAGGCUGCUAGUAUGAAAAAUAAAAAUCAGCUGCACACUUCAGAUUCAGUAUAAAUGUGCUUGGACGUACAUGCUGAGACAUAGCUGAUUAUUUCAGGGUGAUGAAUAUCUUCCUUUUAUUUAAAAUUCUUCCCUUUAGGUCACUCCUGAAUUUAACAGCAGUUUAUAGUUUCCUGUCACUUGUCAUUAGAACCUGUACGAUUUAUGGCCCAUGUUCAUAAACGUGCCACACUCUUACCAACGAUUUGCACAACAAACCCCACCAGAAAAUUACUUUUCAAAUACAAUUUGAGACCACCAAAUUCUUAAAUCUGUCCUACAUUUUUACUGAAGUCAAAAAGUUUGAAGUCUUAAAUUUUGUUUCCAUCAGUCAAGGAAUAAAGUCAUACCUGUACAGUAUAUAAAAGACCCACCAAUAUGAAAUAUUUUUAACAAGGGAUUUUUUUUAAUAUUCCAACAAUAUUUUCAUUUUGAACUUUAUGAAAGUGUUCACUUCACUGCAAGUGCUUUUUCAGUGUGAAUUGAUCACCUGUGUGGCUUACGAGUGCUCUUCAAUUAAGAUAUGAAUUGAUAUAAUUUCUCUGAGUGAAUGGAUUUUAAUAAUAUGCUGUUGUGCUAAUUAAUUACCAUAUUUAAAAACUGUGGGUAUAAGAUGCAUUCAAGUGUAAUUUUUAUACCAUAAGGGUAGCUCAGAAAGGAUUUGAUUAGUUAAAUUAGUGAAACAAACUUUACUAAGCUAAUCUUACACUGGAGAAUAUUGAUAUAAAGACCAAAGACUCUUAAUCUCUUAAAUGUUCAUUCCCAGAAAACAUGGCACAAUUUGUGCAUUGCCCAGCUGCAAUUUAUGCUUAAAUCAAAAUGUCAGAUGAAAGGUAGAUCAAAAUUAUUGUCAGAACAUAUUGGUACAGAAGAAGAAUCUAAAUGUCUCACUUUUACUUAUAUUUGACCUUUUCAAAAUUUAUCAUUUUUCAAAAACCUCAAAACAACAUAUUAUUUUCAGGAUGGGAGGACACUUGAAUGUUCAGUUAAAAUUUACAUUGUACAAAUUUAUCGUAAGAGCAUUUUUAAAAGAGAAAGCACUCACAAACCCCUCAUAAUUGCUCACACAAAGGCUCAAUACCAUUAAAUUGUUUUACUCCAUGUUGUGUGGAUAUUUCAUCAAACAUCCAGAUUUGAAAUCUUAUGACCAGUGCUGUGGACUAGGUUUCUGUUUACACCAGGCAUUGGGAUCACAAAAAAAAAUGCCUAGGUAUAUAGGGAAAAAUUAGAUAUUAUGGAGGUAGGCAAUGUUUUACCAGUACAGUAUUGCAUUUGAAAUUAUUCAAAUCCGUCCGUUUUACACAACUUAAUCGUGCCAAGAAAUAAUGAAAAGAUGUUGAUGUCAUAUCUUUAAUUUGUAAAAAUUGUCUUUUAAAUAUGCUAGUUAGUAAUGUGGCAAACCUGAGUCUGCUUAAAUUUAUCCUGCAAGUGUGAAAUAUAUAAGUGUCUGAAAACAGAUACUUUAAAUUCUUGAUUAUACUUGCAUAAUAUAUGUAUCAUCAGUUUUAAGAUGGUUAUAAGACCUUCUCAUUUUUCAUCUCUACAAAUCAUUAGUAAGACACCAUGAACUUUUUGCUCACUCUGUUGUUUCACAACCUCUCUUUCACAGGUGUGCAUGAAGUUUUGAUGUUAGUCACUUUACUUUGAUCAUCACAAGUAAUGUUAUAUCCUUGUUAUUUGUUACAAUCCCACUGACAUAAAAUGUCAAUAAAAUACUGCUUAAUAAAGAUUGUCUUUUUGUCUAGUAGUCUUCUUAAAAUAUUAAAAUAUUUGCAAUAACAAGACCUUGAUUUUGCCAAAUUCAGUUUUUUUUUCAGAAUCAUCAUGAACAGUUCAAUUUCAGAAAAAAAUUAAAAUCAAAUCGAAAGCUCUUUUGAAAAAAAUCUUAUGGCCACGUUGGACCACUAAAUUCUUAUCCACUUACCGAAUAAUCUACUUGUCCAAAGAAAAAUGUGCUUUUCAACCAGAGUUAACUUAUCAAAACUCACAUUUCUAAACAUUUCUGACAAAACACUCAAAGGGCAAAAAUUAUCACUUUAUUUUGUCCAAAUUUUAUGAGUAACUUCCAUAAUAUGAGACAUACCCUACUUUCAUUCUACGACAAAUAUGCAACAGAGAAAAUCCUCUCUAAAAGCCAUGUUUUAUAAUCCAUUCUGAUGGCUAAUUGAAUUGCAUAUUGUUUGACAAAUGUUUUUCAAUUAUCACUUUUACCUUUCCUUUGUAAAUGCAUUACCAUUCAGAUUGAAAACCGGAGACUAAAAAACAAGGCAACCCAUGUUAUUUGGUAAAGAUUAUGGCACCCAUAUUUUGGUGCACGAUAUUCCAAUAUAACUAAUUCUGAUAUUAGCAUAUUUUACCAAAACAAAAAUUUUUAAUUGUAUUAAAACACACCAUGAUAUCAAAGUUUUAAAUUCUUUGGAUCGUUAUUAGGAUUCUGCUAGUUUAAAAAGGAAUUUCAUUUAGUAACACUCACCUUCCACUGUAGGGAUACAUACUAUAGCUAGGCCCUGUACAUUUUUUUCAUUAAUAAUCCAACUAAUACAAAGUAGUUAUAAGUAUAUUAUAAUUAUGUAGGUAAUAUAAUACCAAAUAAUCACAAAAAUUGCACAGGUUAAACCAUAUUGUGCUUAAAAGCAACAACUGCAAAUAAAAGUUAAAAAAUGUUUUUUGUCUUCAUAACAGCAGCAUUAAUCCUAUAAUUUGGAAUUUUUUGAAAACAGGAAAAUAUGAACCCAUUAACUAAAAAAAAAAAAAAAA
Molecule: messenger RNA, 4619 nt
Organism: Lingula anatina
Lineage: Eukaryota; Metazoa; Brachiopoda; Lingulata; Lingulida; Lingulidae
Source: RefSeq, a predicted model, not a curated record